AUAUAAAAUUAGGUCAUAAAAAUGUGGUUAAAACCUGGGAAAUUAAAACGUUGAUUGGCAUAGGGCAUUAAUUCUGUGUGUUCAUAUUGUCUUGGAGUGGCACCUGUUGAAAUACGACACUGGAUUUCUUUGAACAUCAUUUUUUGUUCUGUUAUUUGGAUACUUUCAGGAUAAGAGAGGCCGUUGAUUCUAGUUAGCGGACACGAUGGUUAGAGGAGAGUCGAAGUGAGGCCGUCACGAUGGAGUUUGGGAUGGCAGCCAUUGAGAGGACAUACUGACAUGGCCAUGUUACGCAGCGUUUUUGGUGGCUGUGUUUCUGACAGAAGUGCUGAGACCAUGCGUCUUAAAAAACUGAAAUUUGGUGCUCCAAUCUCGACAGCUCUGAAGAAUGGGUACCUCCCAAUCCCCCUAAUGGAACUUUUGGUGUAUAUUGCGCAUGAAGGAAUGAAUACUGCCGAUUUGUUUCGCCGUCCAGGAAACCCUCGCGAUACUCGACGAAUCGUCAAACGAAUGUCUGAAGGGAAACCAGUGAUUUUCCAGAAUUAUAACCUGUACACCCUAACAACAGUUGUCAAGAAAUUUCUGUUACGGAUCCCUGAUGGUAUUUUUGGCAAGGAAGGGGAGGCCACUCUGUUGUCCGUUCUGUCACUUCAACACAAGAUGGAGCAGUAUGAAGCUGUUCAUGCAUUCCUAACAUCCCUGAGCCGUGGACAUCAACAGUUGGUCUCUCUCUUGUUUGGUAUCUGGUUCACCAUGAUCAACAACAGCCACGUCAAUUUCAUGACAACGGAAGCCUUGUCUCGCAGCGUGGCCGGCAGUAUGUUUCACUCCUGUGCCACCGACCCUGCGAUGGUGGAACAGGCGAGCCAGGUGAUGCAGAUACUAAUAGAGAACUUUGGCGUGGCCAGCAUGUUUGGACAAGAAAACAUUGAGUUCUUCGCUGAGACGACAAGGACUAGUAUCCAUAUCAAAGAAAAAUUCCGCUACCAUUUCCAGUAUCCCCCCGAGGAUAUUUUACCAGGGAGAGAGGCGUUAAAAUGGUUUUGUUUGUACCUGUGUUAUGAAGCACGGGACAAAAGAUUCCAUCCUGUAGAAAACGCGAUUACAGAAGAAGGUUUUUACGAAUCGUCACGGAGACAAGACCACGAGGAGGAAGUGAUGGAGAUGGUGGACCAGUCUCCUGAUUUACGUCAUUAUCUCAGUCCCCGCGGCGACGGAGAAUCAGCCACACGACAACUCGCGGCAUCCACCAUCUCAGCCCCCGAGGUGUCCCUCGUACCCUCCCCCGGAGUCAUCAGUAAAAGACCAAAGUCGCUGGAGGACAACUUGAAUGAUGUGGAUGAGCCACUACAGCCUCGGCCGAGCUUGAGCCGAUUUAAUUCAGUGAAGCGUAAACAAUUGGAGAGACUGCGCCAGCGUUCAGACUGGUUCUUAGGACCAAACACCAACAAUCAGGGGUCAUUACCAUUAUCACCCGAUCAAAGUUCUCAUUCGGACUCCAGAGCUUCUUACAACACAGAAAAACUUCACAAAAAAAUGUCCGGGAAUUCUGUGACUAAAGCGUCGUCGGAGGGUACGGCCCUGGACUUCGCUUCCUCCGACGCUGAUAGUGUGUUUUCAGAUCGGAGCGAGUCCCCGGCCUCGGAACCAUUGCCAACGCCGAGUGUGACUAUAACUCGUGACAUCAUCCAUAGUGACACGAUCACCGACGUCUCCAUGGCAGAGGGCGACAUCACCAUGGAGGAAAUGGCGCCGCGGAAGGACAGCGACGGAGAAAUUUGCGGCUCCGAGUACUGCUUUUUUGUCGUAGAGCAUAAUUACGGUGACAAAGGAUCCUAGCGUCAGGAAAUCCUCCGAUCCAACAAGCAGCUAAAUCCACGUCACCCGACACAUCGCAAUAUUUGUUUUUGUUUUUAUAUAUUGGUGUAUUGAUUGAGAAACUUAAAUUUAAUGCACAUUAUGUGAGAGAAAGUCGGUAUCUGUGGUCAUUGUAUGUAGUUGUUGUGAACUUCUUGAAAUUUUUUUCUUAUACAUUGUAUGUUUAAAUUAACCCUUGAUUUUUUAAGGGACAAAUUUGUGUGGAAUCAAAAAGGUGUUUCAAAUGUGAGGCAAGGAUCAUACAGGGGUGUAAUGAUCAUUUGUAUAAUCUGUUGUUGCCUAAACUUUUUUUUGAUGAAUAACAAUGUUGUACAUGUCACUCAGAUUGCAGUUUUUUGCCUCAAGUUUUUUUUUUUUUAACACUUUUGUUGAAGAGAACGAGAUAAACUAAGAAACUUUCCAUGUCCCUACUUAUAGGAUUUUUUGCUAGGUUCCUUCAUUCUUCAUAGAUAAAAUUUAUGAGAAAUGCACAUCCAUGGACGCUAGAUCAGGGUUAGAAUAUUUAUUACCUCCCAUACACUAACACAAGCAUUAACAUGAUUAAUAUACUUUGCACUAUUUAGCAAUUAAUGUUACUAUUUUUAACUUCAUAACAAUGGGAGUAGAGGGUCCAAUCUAGAAACCUUGCCUUAACACAUCAUCAUAGAGAAGCAGAUAUUUAACUAAUUAAUUAAAAUCAAUUAAUUAUAAUCAAGACACACAUGUCGGAUUACUAUGCACAUUUUUGACACUGCUUUGAGAUCGGUUUUAUUUUUGGACCAGGCAGAGUAUUUAGGUUGAAAAUUUACACUCAGGUAUUUUCAAAUUUUCCUGAAUUUUGUUAUUUUCUCCAGAACAUCUUAUACAAUACAUAAUCUUUUUAGUAUUUGAAUCAUUUGUUUUUAUGGAAAAGGAUGUGAUCAGAAAACUUAAGUUGUGAGAAAAUUUCUUUUAAAUCAUUUUCCUUAACCAAAUGGAUUUUCAGAGCUAUCCAUUUGCUUUUAUGAAUGUAAAAUUCACUUUUCUGUAUGCUAAUAAUGUGUCACUAAACAUAUUGCAGAUAAAAUAUAUAAUGGUAAAACAUAAAGACCAUAUUUGCUUUUGAAAAUCUUUUUAAAAAAAUGAAAACUUGAUCAGAAAAAAAGUUCCUCCCAAUUGCAACCCUGUGAUGUCAAUGAACAUUUUUUUUUUGGCAAAGGCAAUGACACAGUUUAAUCAAAAUUAACUACUGAGAUUUUGAAGUAGUUGUACACCUUUUUUUAACGGUUGACUACCUGACCCUACUGGUGAGGCCAUUUAAAUUUUUCUUUAUUGAUGAACUCUAAACCACAUUUUUUGACGUGGGUAGGUAAGAUUUCUUUUUUGAAUUAGACCAUGCCAAGUUUUUCUCUAUUAAGAAUCAUUCUUCUUC
Saccostrea cuccullata (small rock oyster) is the source of this 3268-nucleotide messenger RNA. RefSeq lists its product as uncharacterized. The record is from RefSeq and is a predicted model, not a curated record. Gene Ontology annotation, biological process: signal transduction. Gene Ontology annotation, molecular function: GTPase activator activity. Bases 280 to 1839 code for a protein of 519 amino acids. NCBI's taxonomy places the organism in Eukaryota, Metazoa, Mollusca, Bivalvia, Ostreida, Ostreidae. The transcript has 9 exons.